Molecule: messenger RNA, 2860 nt
Organism: Myodes glareolus (Bank vole)
Lineage: Eukaryota; Metazoa; Chordata; Mammalia; Rodentia; Cricetidae
Source: RefSeq, a predicted model, not a curated record
GGUGGGGACACUCUGGCCCGGCUCUCGGUGGUGCGGGAGCAGCGGCCGCUCUGGUCGGCGGACGUGCUGCUGAGCAGUCCCGGAAGCGGAGCAGCGAUGGCGGAGAGUCCGACUGAGGAGGCGGCGACGGCGACGGCGGGGGCCGGGGCGGCAGGCCCAGGGGCGAGCGGUGUUGCCGGUGUGGUCGGCGUUAGCGGGAGCGGCGGCGGCUUCGGGCCGCCUUUCCUGCCGGAUGCUCACCGAAGUGAUAAUAACUGUCCUGCUCCAGGGUUUUUCCCUUUUCUCUCCUCACUCUUCCUCCUUCUCUUGAUGUUAUACAGGGAUAUCAUGUCCAUUUAUAAGGAGCCUCCUCCAGGAAUGUUCGUUGUACCUGAUACUGUUGAUAUGACUAAGAUUCAUGCAUUGAUCACAGGCCCAUUUGACACUCCUUAUGAAGGGGGUUUCUUCCUGUUCGUCUUUCGGUGUCCACCCGACUACCCCAUCCACCCACCUCGGGUCAAACUGAUGACAACGGGCAAUAACACAGUGAGGUUUAACCCCAACUUCUACCGCAAUGGGAAAGUCUGCUUGAGUAUUCUAGGUACAUGGACUGGCCCUGCCUGGAGCCCAGCCCAGAGCAUCUCUUCUGUGCUUAUCUCCAUCCAGUCCCUGAUGACUGAAAAUCCCUACCACAACGAGCCAGGCUUUGAACAGGAAAGACAUCCAGGAGACAGCAAAAACUAUAAUGAAUGUAUCCGGCAUGAGACCAUCAGAGUUGCAGUCUGUGACAUGAUGGAGGGAAAGUGCCCCUGCCCUGAGCCCUUACGGGGAGUGAUGGAGAAAUCCUUCCUCGAGUAUUAUGACUUCUAUGAGGUGGCCUGCAAAGAUCGCCUGCAUCUUCAAGGCCAGACUAUGCAGGACCCUUUUGGAGAGAAGCGGGGCCACUUUGACUACCAGUCCCUCUUGAUGCGUCUGGGACUGAUUCGGCAGAAAGUGCUGGAGAGGCUCCAUAAUGAGAAUGCUGAAAUGGACUCUGAUAGCAGCUCAUCUGGGACAGAGACAGACCUUCAUGGGAGCCUGAGGGUCUAGACCCUGCUCCCUGCCCCUCCCCCAACUCGAAAGCCCGGCAGAGCCCCUCCCCUCACCCCAGGGACGGAGAGGCACUGUGCAUCUCCCUUCAAAAGUGUCGGCAUCCCACAAGAUGGCAAGAAGCAAGCAAACUCAAUCCCAGGGUGUGGGAGUGGGGCUGUUCCCAAUCUGACCUCCUUGGUGCUGGAGCACCUGGGGCUAUAGUCAAUCCUGGAUCAGGGCCAGGACACUUUUGCAAGAGUACCUGGAGUGGUGGCCUCUGGCAAAGCUAAACAACCAACACACCUCUCUGCAGGGCCAGCUAAUUAGGGAUAGGAGAAGACAGAAAAUGAGAACCAAGAGGGAGCAUGCCCAAGUGGUUUAUAGGGAUAUCUGGGAGUUUGGGUGGGGUGCUGUCUGUGACACUUAAGCAGUCUGGUUGGUUAUCUGUUUGUCUUCAGUCUUGAAGCAGGGCUUCCCAACUCCCUUUUCCUCCCUUACCCCAUUAUUUCCCAUGGUCCAGCAUAACUUUGUUUUUUCUAAUUUAUAGUCACUGUUCUAGACAGACCAAAGAGAAGAACAGUGGUGGGGUCUGGGCUGCUGAUCAGUAAGCUUUACCUAGCACCUGAGCACCUUUCUCCCUCGCACCAUUUCCUCAGCAUUUUAGGUUACAGGUGGGGGGUAAGUCCCAUUGGGACGGAGCCCAGGUCGCUGUGAAGCCUGCACAGGUGUCAGAGGAAGCUGCUUACUGUGUUCCCACAAUCACUGAUUUGAAAGGUUCCCAGCACAGGCAGCUGCAGCAUAUAUGGGAUUUGAGCCACUACAUAAAAUAGUCUCUUACGGAUUUUCCUGAAUACUAGUCAAGGAGGGUGGUUUUCUUGGGUAGAGCACGGGGAGACUGAUACUAGUCCCUAUUUUGUUCAGCUGUUUUGUAUUUUCAUUUUCAUCCCAGUCUGUAGUUCUGUCCUCCCUUCAGCCCUCCCUCCCUCCCUCCCUCCCCAUCCCCUGGGGCUUUGUGAGCAUGGAGAGCCAAUGGCAAGGGGGUUGCAGUGGGGACUCUGGAGACUCCUCCCUUUACCUCUCCCCUUGGUCACUGGCUCUGCUCCUUGUUUGAAUUUAGCUACAGUGAUCCUUCAGCUGGUUGAGUCAGAAAAACAUGUUUUCAGUGGAGUGGGAUCAGAGGAAUCCAUCCUUCCCAGUUUGAUACAGUUUAUACUUUUCAGGUUUGCUGUUCUGACUCCUAGUAGGUAGUUGGUGAUCCAUGUGGUGCAGGCCUCCUGCACUGUCCAGCCCUGAGGAAUGCAGAGAACUACCUGCCCUGCCCGCUGCUAUAAAGGUCUCUGCCUUGUGGAUCAUGGGACUCCCUAGAAGAUACAGGGAGAAGAUAGCGCACAAAGAGGGACCUCUUGGGAGGGCAGAAAGAAAACUGGACAGGGACAGUUCACUUGGGGAGCAGAAGUUUGUUUAGGCUACCUGGAGGCUGGGUCAGAGGUGGAGACUUGAAAAGGGACCCUGCUUCCAAUUUCCCUCUUCCAUUCCCAGAGCUAGUCCAGGGCCAAGAAGAAUGACUUUGGUCUGUGGGUCCAGUGUUGUCUGUCAUCCAUUUAAGCGUUCCCACUUUCAAGUGACAAUCUUCUCCUUGGCCCUGCCAUGGGGCAGAGCAUGUCUGGCAUAGCAGCCUGACUUUUAUGCCCUAAUCUUAAGUUGAGGAAAUAUAUGCACAGGAGUCAAAGAAAUGUCUUUAUAUCUGACUGUACAUAAAUGAAGUUUUCUUUUCCUUUUUGGUGCAAUAAAGUUUGUUUUGGCAGAAUGA